Molecule: messenger RNA, 1621 nt
Organism: Magnolia sinica
Lineage: Eukaryota; Viridiplantae; Streptophyta; Magnoliopsida; Magnoliales; Magnoliaceae
Product: triacylglycerol lipase OBL1-like
Exons: 5
Coding region: 33-1487 (484 amino acids)
Biological process (GO): lipid metabolic process
Molecular function (GO): triacylglycerol lipase activity
Source: RefSeq, a predicted model, not a curated record
CUCUCUCUCUCUCUCUCUCUCUCUCUCUGAAAAUGGGUUCCCCAAGCUCUUCUGGCUACAUGAUCUUUCACCCUGAGAAAGCAGGAAUUCUUGAAAUACUUAGCCUCUUUCUCUUCAAGAGAAGGCUAUCAGAUUGCAGCUUCAUAGAAACCUCUGCUGAAACUAAGCUCGAGCUUGAUCAGAAUGUUAAAAGUACUAAUUGGUUUCUCGUUGUACUCUCCUUACUCCUCGGAAGGAUCUUGUGGCUGAUUCAAUUACCCUUAGGUUGGUUCGGUGCAGCUUUAGAGUUCACGUUGAACUUGUUCUCGAUUAAUGGCGGCUUCUUUGGCCUCAUUUUUCAUCUUAUUACAGUGUCCCUCAAGAUUCCCAAAAAGGACUCAGCAGAUUACAGAUCAGCUCUUGGCUACGUUGAUGGACGGUUGGAUCUAUACAAAACCUCCUCCUUACUCAGUUAUCUGCCUCAGAUGGGUCCCAUGUACACUACCGACGAUAUCAAGCUCUUGGAUCUUUGCAUGAUGGCUUCUAAGGUAGCCUACGAGAAUGAGGCCUACAUCAAGAAUGCAAUCACCAACCACUGGAAGAUGAAUUUCGUGGGAUUCUACAAUUGUUGGAAUGUGUUCGAGAAGGUAAAAGGCACCCAAGCCUUCAUCUUCAGCGACAAGCCGGAGGAUGCCAGCAUGAUCGUCGUGGUCUUCCGCGGCACUGAGCCGUUCAAUGCCAAGGACUGGAUGACCGAUGUCGACCUUUCUUAUAUCAAGAUGGGCAAAAUGGGAAAAGCCCAUCUGGGCUUCAUGAAAGCUCUGGGCCUCCAAGAUAAGGACUACCAAAAGGGAUGGCCCAAGGACUACCAAGGGGAGAAAGACAAGCCCUUAGCCUACUACAUCAUAAGGGACACGCUCAAGUCAUUACUCGAAAAGAACAAGAAUGCUAAGAUAGUAGUCACAGGGCAUAGCUUAGGUGGUGCACUCGCGGCUAUCUUUCCUUCUAUACUCAUUUUACAUGAAGAGACUACCAUUUUGAAUAGCAUGUGGGGCAUCAUGACCUAUGGGCAGCCUAGGGUUGGAGAUGAGACCUUUGCUUCCUAUGUGGAAACAAACAUGCCUGUAAAGACGUGUUAUAGGGUGGUGUACAGGUAUGACGUGGUCCCUCGAGUGCCCUUUGAUAAUCCGGCCUUUAAAUACAAGCACUUUGGAUGGUGCAUCUACUUCAACGGCUGGUAUGCUGGAAAGGUGGUGAGGGAGGAGCCCAACAAGAACUACUUCAAUCCGAUAUACAUUGUAUCAAAGUACUAUAAUGCAUGGUCAGAUCUGUUCAAGUCACUCUUCUUGGGCAGAACACAGGGUCCAGAUUUCAAGGAAAGUGGAAUGUCAUUUGGUUUCAGGUUGUUGGGGCUGAUAAUUCCAGGGCUUGCCUCUCACGGCCCAAGGGACUAUGUGAAUAGUACAAGGCUUGCGAAAAUAACCGUGUCUGAGAAGGAAAUGGUUUGAGGUGGAAGGGGCAUUACUGUCUUUUUAGUAGAAAGCCUCAUGGCUCUUGCAUGUUUUCCUUUCACUGCAGAAUAAAAUAUGCCAUUGUGCAUCUUGACUAUUAUAUAAUAUAAUACCAAAGUUACCCUUCUUUA